AUGCACAUUGGAUGUUUAAAGCUCAUAUCGGUCGACCUCACUCAUUCACGGUUGAUGACCCUUGACCUUGGUCUGGUAACAAAUCUUGAGAUUUUGAUUCUUGCUGGAUGCCAUAAUUUGGUAGAACUUCACAUGCCCCGUAGAUGUAUAAAUCUAAUAUCCCUACAACUCAGUAAUUCAAAGUUGAGGACUCUUAACAUUGGGUUGACUCCAAAUGUCGAGUUUUUAGAUCUUAAUAAUUGUUACUGUUUAGAAGAAUUUUACAUGGCCGGUGAAUGUCAAAAGCUCACCAAACUCGACAUUAGUCAUUCAAAGUUGAGGACCCUUGACAUCGGGCUGACUCCAAAUCUUGAGUAUCUAAAUCUUGAAAAUUGUUACUAUUUAGAAGAAAUUCACAUGGCUGGUGAAUGUCCAAAGCUUACCAACCUCAACAUAAGCCAUUCAAAGUUGAGGACCCUUGACCUUGGUCUGACUCCAAAGCUGGAGACGCUAGAUCUUAAAGAAUGUUAUAAUCUGGUAGAAGUUCACACUUCUAUUGGAUGUCUAAAAAAGCUUGUCCACUUAGACUUAAAUGGUUGUUUGAGGUUUAAAUCUUUUGUGUUUAACAUAAAGGAUCAUACUUCUUGUGCUCUGGAUGAAUCACUUCCUUUAGCUGACUUACAUCUUAUUGCGGAGUCCCAAAGAAAAUGCCCAUUUCACCCCAGCAGUAAUCUCCCCAAGAUCCGGUUUAGUUGUUUAUAUAAACAAGACCGACAUUCGUUGACUAGGAAUGCUGAGAUGCUUAUUUCUAUAGGUAUGUGUGUUUGCACAAACCUUGAGACAUUUUCAGAUUGUAUUUGUGGGUUACAACGUUUAAGGAAGCUUAAAAUGGAAGGCAAAUUUCUAGAGGUACCCAAGGACCUUGACCAGUUAGAAUGUCUACAGGAACUAACUUUCAGGUCUACAAAGGCCACCCAUCUUCCGGAUAGUAUUUGUAUGUUGAAACAUCUUAAGUCUCUUGAACCUAUUUCUUGUUCGUUGCUUGAGAAGUUAACAGAGGAUCUUGGGCGAUUAGAAUGUUUAGAGAAGCUAGAAUCAUCAUAUACCAAGAUUAAAUAUCUUCCGGAUAGCAUAUGUAUGUUGAAACGUCUGAAAUCUCUCAAGAUUAAACAUCUUCCGGAUGGCAUUUGUAUGUUGAAACAUCUGAAAUAUCUUAAACUUUAUGAUUGUUCACGGCUUGAGAAGUUGCCACAUAAUCUUGGCCAGUUAGAAUGUUUAGAGAACCUAACCCUAAGUAAAUGUAAAUGUAUACAAGAUAUGCCAAAUAGCAUCCUUAAGAUAAAAUGUCUUAAACAUAUACACCUCCAGCAUUGUAUUCGAGUUGAGAAAUUGCCUGAGGAACUUGGAAGGUUAGAAUGUUUAAAAAGUCAUCUGGUUUUAAAUCAGAGAUCCGGAAUCAAAAACAGAACACGUCAUGCUAUGUGGUGGUGGGAUGAUUUUGAGAAGCUCGAAAGAACAGUUAAAGCCAGUUCACAAAAAAUUAUUGUAACAGAGGUUAUCAAGAAGAGACAUCCUUGUGUUUCUGGAACUGCUGCCAUCUGUGGCUUAAUUUUUGCUGGUGUUAAUGUUGAAAACAAAAAAGGAGAUAAUUCCGAUGCCAUUGUUCCUGGACUUAUGGCUGCUGGAGAAGCAGCAUGUGCCUCUGUUCAUGGUGCUAAUCGUCUUGGAGCAAAUUCUCUUCUUGACAUUGUUGUGUUUGGUAGAGCUUGUGCAAACAGAGUUGCAGAGAUCCAUAAGCCAGGUUGUGAUCUGAUUGACAAAGCAUGGGAGAGUUAUCAUGAUGUCAAAUUGAAAGUUAGAAGCUUGAUAUGGAACUCGGACUUGCUAGAGACAAUAGAGUUGGAGAACCUUUUGAUCAAUGCAUGCAUCACCAUGCAUUCAGCUGAAGCCAGGAAAGAGAGUAGAGGAGCUCAUGCUCGUGAAGAUUUCACGAAAAGAGAUGAUGAGAAAUGGAUGAAACACACACUCGGGUAA
Molecule: messenger RNA, 2013 nt
Organism: Lactuca saligna
Lineage: Eukaryota; Viridiplantae; Streptophyta; Magnoliopsida; Asterales; Asteraceae
Source: the annotation of a GenBank genome assembly